This is a messenger RNA of Drosophila sechellia, 1730 nucleotides long. RefSeq names its product potassium voltage-gated channel protein Shaker-like. NCBI's taxonomy places the organism in Eukaryota, Metazoa, Arthropoda, Insecta, Diptera, Drosophilidae. The record is from RefSeq and is a predicted model, not a curated record. Gene Ontology annotation, cellular component: voltage-gated potassium channel complex; membrane. The transcript is spliced from 10 exons. Gene Ontology annotation, biological process: action potential; potassium ion transmembrane transport; protein homooligomerization. Gene Ontology annotation, molecular function: delayed rectifier potassium channel activity; protein binding. Bases 16 to 1710 code for a protein of 564 amino acids.
UCCUAUGCUUUAAUUAUGCCUAUUUUUUUCUUGAUUCGCAGGUCUUUGCCCAAAUUGAGCAGUCAAGACGAAGAAGGGGGGGCUGGUCAUGGCUUUGGUGGCGGACCGCAACACUUUGAACCCAUUCCUCACGAUCAUGAUUUCUGCGAAAGAGUCGUUAUAAAUGUAAGCGGAUUAAGGUUUGAGACACAACUACGUACGUUAAAUCAAUUCCCGGACACGCUGCUUGGGGAUCCAGCUCGGAGAUUACGGUACUUUGACCCGCUUAGAAAUGAAUAUUUUUUUGACCGUAGUCGACCGAGCUUCGAUGCGAUUUUAUACUAUUAUCAGAGUGGUGGCCGACUACGGAGACCGGUCAAUGUCCCUUUAGACGUAUUUAGUGAAGAAAUAAAAUUUUAUGAAUUAGGUGAUCAAGCAAUUAAUAAAUUCAGAGAGGAUGAAGGCUUUAUUAAAGAGGAAGAAAGACCAUUACCGGAUAAUGAGAAGCAGAGAAAAGUCUGGCUGCUCUUCGAGUAUCCAGAAAGUUCGCAAGCCGCCAGAGUUGUAGCCAUAAUUAGUGUAUUUGUUAUAUUGCUAUCAAUUGUUAUAUUUUGUCUAGAAACAUUACCCGAAUUUAAGCAUUACAAGGUGUUCAAUACAACAACAAAUGGCACAAAAAUCGAGGAAGACGAGGUGCCUGACAUCACAGAUCCUUUCUUCCUUAUAGAAACGUUAUGUAUUAUUUGGUUUACAUUUGAACUAACUGUCAGGUUCCUCGCAUGUCCGAACAAAUUAAAUUUCUGCAGGGAUGUCAUGAAUGUUAUCGACAUAAUCGCCAUCAUUCCGUACUUUAUAACACUAGCGACUGUCGUUGCCGAAGAGGAGGAUACGUUAAAUCUUCCAAAAGCGCCAGUCAGUCCACAGGACAAGUCAUCGAAUCAGGCUAUGUCCUUGGCAAUAUUACGAGUGAUACGAUUAGUUCGAGUAUUUCGAAUAUUUAAGUUAUCUAGGCAUUCGAAGGGUUUACAAAUAUUAGGACGAACUCUGAAAGCCUCAAUGCGGGAAUUAGGUUUACUUAUAUUUUUCUUAUUUAUAGGCGUCGUACUCUUCUCAUCGGCGGUUUAUUUUGCGGAAGCUGGAAGCGAAAAUUCCUUCUUCAAGUCCAUACCCGAUGCAUUUUGGUGGGCGGUCGUUACCAUGACCACCGUUGGAUAUGGUGACAUGACACCCGUCGGCGUUUGGGGCAAGAUUGUGGGAUCACUUUGUGCCAUUGCUGGCGUGCUGACCAUCGCACUGCCGGUGCCGGUCAUCGUCAGCAAUUUCAACUACUUCUAUCACCGCGAAACGGAUCAGGAGGAGAUGCAGAGCCAGAACUUUAAUCACGUUACUAGUUGUCCAUAUUUGCCAGGUACAUUAGGUCAACAUUUGAAGAAAUCCUCACUCUCCGAAUCGUCGUCGGACAUAAUGGAUUUGGAUGAUGGCAUUGAUGCAACCACGCCAGGUCUGACUGAUCACACAGGCCGCCACAUGGUGCCGUUUCUCAGGACACAGCAGUCAUUCGAGAAGCAGCAGCUCCAGCUUCAGCUGCAGCUGCAGCAGCAGUCGCAGUCGCCGCAUGGCCAGCAGAUGACGCAGCAGCAGCAGCUGGGCCAGAACGGCCUAAGGAGCACAAAUAGUUUACAGUUAAGGCACAAUAACGCGAUGGCCGUCAGUAUUGAGACCGACGUCUGACUACUAGGUGAGUAUUGGUU